Prosopis cineraria is the source of this 3531-nucleotide messenger RNA. RefSeq lists its product as uncharacterized. The record is from RefSeq and is a predicted model, not a curated record. Gene Ontology annotation, molecular function: protein binding. The transcript has 7 exons. NCBI's taxonomy places the organism in Eukaryota, Viridiplantae, Streptophyta, Magnoliopsida, Fabales, Fabaceae. Bases 1540 to 3357 code for a protein of 605 amino acids.
CUGUGUUACCCGUGGCAGUUAAUUCUAGUGAGGAUGAGAACUCGGAGAUAUUGUUGAGAAUGGAGGGAAAUGUUGAUGAAGAUAAUGUUUUCCAAGUGGCUGAAUCCGACAAUCAUAUUGAUACUCUCUUUCAAGUCCACGUUUAUCCCCCUUUUUUGGGGUUUAAGUCAUGGCUAUGUUUUCUUUUUGGGGUUUGUUUGGCCCAGUCCAAUUUCCAUAGCUAUGUGGCCGAUCCUUUAAAUUUAAUCUGGGAAGGUUUUAAAGUUGGUAGUAAUUUAAAAUAAAUAUCAAAUUGACAUUAUUAUGCAUGACGAAAUUAAAAAUAUUCCUGAAUUUACCAUCGGGCACUUGGAUCAAAUUGAUUACAGAAGGUUAGUCCUCUUAGUUAGAGGUCUUUCGUUUGAGUCUUGAAUAUCCACAAAAAGGUGCUUGCAAGUUGUUGACGGGAUCAAUCUAGGUUAAAAAUCCAGGAUAUUGGAAUAAAAGCAAAAAUAUGCCUGGAUUUUUUUUUUUUCUAUUGUUGCUCUAGUUACGAGACUGGCUAGCUAUUUUCGUGAAAGUGGACGUGUACAGAAGGGAAAGGAUCAAGAGUUUUCCAUAUAUAGUUCCUAGUUGAUGUUUGCAAGUCAAUGUUUGGAUGAAUAUUCAUUUGCAACAAGGAAGAUAGGGUUAUCUUCAGAUAUAGUUUAGCAUUUGAGGAUAUUAGAAAAAAUUGAGUUUAGAGAAACAUACUGUAUCUGUUUCUCAUGUUUAGAUGUUUAUACAGAUGAACUGAGAGUCAAGAGAAAAAUGAUAAUCUGAAGUUUCAUGAAUUCAAUAUUAAUCUUUUUAAAAUUCGCAUGCAACUAUCCUUAAAAAUAAGUGACAUUGCAUAAAUUCAUAAGGGUUGAAGGGAAAAAAUAUUUCAAAACUAUUUUAUGAGUGGUGCUUGAUAUCUUUAAUUUUUUUUUGGAAUAAUGUCACCUCAAAACUUUUAAAAAUAAUGUAAUGUCAGCUUGUAUCGUUAGUAUAUAUUUUGCAGUGUAUUUAAUUGAAAAUAUCAAUUUAAAUAAUUGCAAAUUAAAAGGUUCCUGGUGCAAAUAAGAUGCAUUAAGAUUUUUGUUUGUAAUUGUGUGAAUCAAUACUUGAAUCUCACUUUUUCAAAAAAUUUUAUGAGGCAGCUAACAAUCAUUAAUUCCCUCUUUUAGGAAUUUAUUGCCAUUCUCCCCGAAAGUCACCAGUAGGUCGGGUUUUCAAGUUGUUUGUUUUUUCCCCACAUUCAUCCAAAUGCACGUCUAACUCAACCUGAGAGAAGAAGAUUAGACACUUAGGUUGGCAAGCAUUCAACAAAUUGCACUGCAAAAUAUAUACUCAAUUCGGUCCCAAAUAUAGGAAUCUAUCCUGUCAGAUUGAGAAAAACGAUUGACACAACUAAACUUAUUAAAUUGGUCACAUUCAAAAAUAGCGCCCAUUACAUAAGGUUGCGUGAAUAGUAAUAGAAUUAUAAAACCGAGUACACAAUUUUAUAUUUGGUAAUGGUGGUGGUGACGUGCAAAAGAAAUGGAUAGAUUGUACGAGGCUAUUAGUGAAAACAACUGGAAUGCUGCGAAAGCCAUACUGGAGGAGAACCCAAGUGCCUUGACCGCAAAGAUAACUUCUUCAGGCAAAACAGCACUUCACGCGGCUGUAAUGUAUGGGCACGUGACCUUAGUGGAGAAGCUUGUCAAAUUAGUUCCCCCAGAAUUGCUAGAAACUAAGGAUGACUUUGGCGAUACGCCACUUUUAAGUUCUACGGUCACUGGAAUCACUCAAAUUGCAGAAUGCCUAGUGAGUAAGAAUAAGGACACACUUGGCAUUUCCAACUCAACCAAAGAACUUCCUAUCGCAUUGGCUCUUCUCAAUGGUCAUCAACAAAUGGGACGUUAUCUUUAUUCUAUCACUCCUUUGAAACUCCUCACACCGCCAGAGAAUGGCGUUCACGGUACUAUGGUUCUUCUCCGUUGUUUCCAAACUAAAUGUCUCGAUAUUGUUCUGCAUUUGCUUGGACGAUGCCCAGAAUUGCUUUUCAAAUAUGAACAGUUCGAAUGGGGAUGGAGUCCGAUUUAUGGUAUCGCAACAUUGAACUCCGCUAUUCUUCCCAGUAAAAGCGAACUCGUGUUCUGGAAACGAUUGAUCUACAAAUUAGCUGAUAUCAAUCAUGCCACCAGUGAAUACAUCCAGCAAGAAGAUAAUAGAGAAAACCGUCGAGCAGAGCCUGCAAAGCCAGGUAUUAAUGAUGAUGCUUUACUAAAAAGGCUCAUCUCAUGCACCUAUGAUUUUGAAGGAAUCAAGAAAAUGCGAGAGCUAAAGUUGCUGCAUUCACAAGCAGAUCUCAUUCUUCGACUAGUUUGCAGUAAUGUAAAGAAAAUCAAGCCCGCUGAUAUGAAAAUUAUCGUAUAUUCUUCAUAUGAAGUAAAUAUUUUAGAAGAGGCUCUACGUCUUGCUGCGGCUGAAGGAAAUGUUGAGUUCAUUCUACAAAUAUCAAAAGCAAAUCCUCAGCUUCUCCACAGCGCUGGAGCAAACAUUUUCCGCACUGCUCUUUUGCAUCGACAAGAUAGGGUUUUCAACCUUGUCCACGAGCUUCGCUUCAAGGAUGCCUUAUUUGCAAGUAGAGAUAGUGAUGGAAAUACCAUGCUACAUGCAGCAGCCAAGCUAGCUCCUCCUUCCGUUCUUAGCCGCAUCUACGGACCAGCAUUGCGAAUGCAAAGAGAAUUGCAAUGGUUCAAGGAAGUGGAGAGGUCAGCCCCCCCUGUAAUGAGGAUAGCUAAAAACUGUAACGGCCUGACUGCUGAGGAAUUAUUCAAAUUAGAACACGAGGAAUUGAAGAAGAAAGGAGAGGCUUGGAUAAAGAACAUAGCAGGUGCUUGUUCUGUUGUUAGUACCCUUAUUGUCACCAUCAUGUUUGCCGCAACUAUUACUCUUCCUGGAGGAAAUGACCAACAAGUUGGUUACCCUUUGUUUUUUAAAAAACCAUUUUUUAAGGUUUUCCUUUCCUCCGCUGUACUAUCAUUCAUCAGCUCUUCCAUUUCUCUUCUGAUGUUCCUAGCAAUCUUUGCCUCUCGCUUCUCCGAAGAAGAAUUCCUCAAAUCCAUAUUCACAAAGUUGAGUUUAUGUCUUUCGUCACUUUAUAUCUCUGUUGUAUCCAUGAUAGUAGCCUUUCUCUCUACCAUUCGUCUCGUGUUGAAGAAUACAAAUGACUCGCUGAUUCUCCCUCCCAUUAUUAUACUUGCAAGUCUUCCCAUUCUCCUCUUUGUUAUGUCACAGUUCCCAUUUCUUCUCAGAGCUACUUUUUCUUCUCAGCGGAGUUUAUUUUAUCGGAAAGUGAAGCCAUGGUCAUGAUAUAUUUGUAAUGGAUGUUCCAUUGUGUCUUUUAUUAUUUGUUUAAUAUAUAUUUCAGUUCUAGCUGCAGACACAGAGUGAUGUGGUAUGGAUCGGAAUAAAUUACGCAUUGUUAUUACAUGUGUAAAAUCAAAUCAGUGUCUUCUCACAUUAAUGGUAGGAGUGUGGAGCUUA